AUGUUUGGCAUGAAAAAAUCUCUCACUUUCGUCGGCUUACUCGCCAUUACCGGCGCGAACGCCGGCGCGGUGGAUCUCACCGAGGGUGAUUUCGACGCGCAAGUUUUUGAAAGCGGGAAGGGCGCGUUCGUGAAAUUCUACGCCCCGUGGGGCGGCACAAACCAAAGGAGUAGGGGUGUCACACUUCAAGCGUCGCGUCGUCGCGAAAAUUGGAGCAUUCGAUCGAGUCUUUCCAAGAAGAAGAAGAGUCGUCGAGGCGAACAAAGACGCGCGUGUUUUUGCCACUUUCUCGUCCGUCGAUCUUUUCGUAUCCUUUCUUACCGUUAUUAUUUGUUUAUUAUUAUUAUUAUUAUUAUCGUUACGAACAGGUGCGGCCACUGCAAAGCGCUGAAACCAGCCUGGGAUAAACUCGGCGACGAGUACGACGGUUCGUCCACGGUUUUGAUCGGCGACGUGGACUGCACGGUGCACCAAAACUUGUGCCAAAAAUACGGCGUGCAAGGCUACCCGACGUUGAAAUAUUUCACGGCGAACCCGAUGGGCGACGCGUACAACGGCGGCAGAGAUUACGAGGAGUUGUCUAAGUUUGCGAAGGAGUCUUUGGGUCCGUCCUGUGGGGUGGAACACAUGGACUUGUGCGACGCCGAGCAAAAGAAGUCUUUGGAGACGAAGAUGGCGUUGUCGGACAGUGAGUUGGACAAGUUGAUCGAAGACUCGGACGCGAAGUUGAAGCAAGCCGACGAGGAUUUGGAGGCGUUGUUGAAAGGGUUGCAACAGCAAUACGAAGACGGGAAGAAGGCGAAGGAGGACGCGCAAGCGGCGCUUUCUCCGGAGUUGGCGCAGUUGAGAUCGGUGAAGAGGUCGAGAGAAAAUGGGGCGAAGCAAGAGUUGUAA
Messenger RNA from Bathycoccus prasinos, 894 nucleotides. RefSeq lists its product with no specific name. Gene Ontology annotation, molecular function: protein disulfide isomerase activity. Lineage: Eukaryota; Viridiplantae; Chlorophyta; Mamiellophyceae; Mamiellales; Bathycoccaceae. Gene Ontology annotation, biological process: protein folding. The transcript is spliced from 3 exons. The coding region runs from base 1 to 894 and encodes 297 amino acids. Gene Ontology annotation, cellular component: endoplasmic reticulum. The record is from RefSeq and is a predicted model, not a curated record.